Molecule: messenger RNA, 5550 nt
Organism: Gorilla gorilla gorilla (western lowland gorilla)
Lineage: Eukaryota; Metazoa; Chordata; Mammalia; Primates; Hominidae
Gene: DENND2B
Product: DENN domain containing 2B
Exons: 23
Coding region: 1333-4806 (1157 amino acids)
Biological process (GO): positive regulation of ERK1 and ERK2 cascade
Source: RefSeq, a predicted model, not a curated record
UGAGGACUGAGUCGAGCCAGCAGCCCAGGGCAUCUGUCGGCGCUGUCGGAGGAGCCUCUGGGCGUGGGGCUGGCCCUUAGAGGGCUACUGCGCUGCUUAACUUGAUGGACCUGGGGUAUAAAGGCAGGUCUCCUGUUGAGCUAAAAAAUUAUGGGGUACCAGCUAGGUAGGCAACAUAGCGAGAACCCGUGUGUACACACACACACACACACACACACACACACACACACACACACACACACACUAGCCAGGAGUGGUUAUGGGGUACCAGCUAGGUAGGCAACAUAGCGACAACCCGUGUCCACACACACACACACAGUAGGAGGAGUGGUGGCGCGCAUCUGUAGUCCCAGCUACUCGGGAGGGUCGAGGUGGGAGGAUCGCUUGAACCCGGGAAACGGAGGUUGCAGUGAGACGAGAUCACGCCACUGCACUCCAGCCUGGGCGACAGACGAAGACUUCGUCUCAAAACAAAAACAUCAUGGGGAAUAAGGCAAGUGCCUCCCGGGCCUCUUCCUGCUUGGUCUACAUUUUGGGGUGUCGCUACUCUUGUUUGAGGAGGUGAUUAGGCCAAACUGUGUGGCUGCCAAGGUGGCCUUUGGAGAAGGGAACAGCUCGGGAUUGAGGCGAGACGGAGGCGGGGCUGUCUGCAGAUGUUCCUGGCCCCCGGGGCAGGGGGCGCCUGAGAAGUUGUAGGGUCUCUCAUAAUCCCUCAGCGCAGCUCUCUCUCCCCUCCAGUGGGAAGUACGGAUUCACACAUUUUUGGAGACCUGUUCUCUUGGGGUGUGACUCCAUCUUUUAGGAAGACUGCACCAUGUUUAAGUAAGGAACUGUGAAUGCUUACUUAAACCAUGUUUAAGUAAGGACCUGUCACUCCACUCCGCUGGUUAUUUGGUAGGAGAUACAGCCCAGGCUCUCACUGCUAAUUAGCGACUCAGCCGCACCACCCAGCGCAAAGCAAAGCGCCGAUGCUUAGGAAGGUCCCCUUUGAGGGACACGCUCAGUGGGGGUCACUUUAAGGAACACAAAGAAAUCCUCCUUUAAGUCUCCUCUGUGGUUCAUGAAAAAGGAAAGAAACUCUCCAUCCUCACCUAGUCUCAACAGAUGGCUUGAUGAGCAAUUAUCAGGUACCAGAUUGGCUGGGAAUAAUGAUAGAACAUGACCUACCAUCAGGCCCCUUGUGGAUCAAAUACAGCCUACGCCAAAUGAAAGCCACUGGAAGAUGAGAGACUGCUUAGGCGCCACCACUAGUACCAUGAGUCCCUGCACUGGUUAAAGCCAUCGCCACAACCUGGACAGGCAGCAAGGGCUCUGGGUUUGCAGAGAGCCGAAAUGACCAUGACUGCCAACAAGAAUUCCAGCAUCACCCACGGAGCUGGAGGCACUAAGGCCCCUCGGGGGACUCUGAGCAGGUCUCAGUCAGUCUCUCCACCUCCAGUUCUCUCCCCACCAAGGAGUCCUAUUUACCCGCUCAGUGAUAGUGAAACCUCAGCCUGCAGGUACCCCAGCCACUCCAGCUCCCGGGUGCUCCUCAAGGACCGGCACCCCCCAGCUCCUUCACCCCAGAAUCCUCAAGAUCCCUCCCCAGAUACUUCCCCACCCACCUGUCCCUUCAAGACCACCAGCUUCGGUUAUUUGGACAGAAGCCCUUCGGCGUGCAAGAGAGAAGCCCAAAAGGAAAGUGUCCAAGGCGCAGCCCAGGAUGUAGCAGGGGUAGCUGCCUGCCUCCCCCUUGCCCAGAGCACGCCAUUCCCGGGGCCAUCAGCUGGCCCCCGGGGCGUCUUGCUGACCCGUACCGGUACCCGCGCCCACAGCCUGGGCAUCCGGGAGAAGAUAUCAGCAUGGGAAGGUCGCCGAGAGGCGUCGCCCAGGAUGAGCAUGUGUGGAGAGAAGCGGGAGGGCUCUGGGAGCGAGUGGGCGGCCAGUGAGGGCUGCCCCAGCCUGGGCUGUCCCAGCGUGGUGCCGUCCCCCUGCAGCUCUGAAAAGACCUUUGAUUUCAAGGGCCUCCGGAGGAUGAGCAGGACCUUCUCCGAGUGUUCCUACCCAGAGACUGAGGAGGAGGGAGAGGCGCUCCCUGUCCGGGACUCUUUCUACCGGCUGGAGAAACGGCUGGGCCGGAGUGAGCCCAGCGCCUUCCUCAGGGGGCAUGGCAGCAGGAAGGAGAGCUCAGCAGUGCUGAGCCGGAUCCAGAAAAUUGAACAGGCCCUGAAGGAGCAGCCAGGCCGGGGGCUCCCCCAGCUCCCCAGCAGCUGCUACAGCGUGGACCGGGGGAAAAGGAAGACUGGAACCUUGGGCUCCUUGGAGGAGCCGGCAGGGGGCGCGAGUGUGAGCGCUGGCAGCCGGGCCGUCGGAGUGGCUGGUGUUGCGGGGGAGGCGGGCCCACCCCCAGAGAGGGAAGGCAGUGGUUCCACUAAGCCCGGGACCCCUGGAAAUAGCCCUAGCUCCCAGCGGCUGCCAUCGAAGAGUUCCCUCGAUCCCGCUGUGAACCCUGUCCCCAAACCCAAGCGCACCUUUGAAUACGAGGCUGACAAGAACCCCAAGAGUAAGCCCAGUAAUGGUCUACCUCCUUCACCCACACCUGCUGCUCCACCCCCCUUGCCCUCCACCCCAGCCCCGCCAGUCACCCGGAGACCCAAGAAGGACAUGCGUGGUCACCGCAAGUCCCAGAGCAGAAAAUCCUUUGAGUUUGAGGAUGCAUCCAGUCUCCAGUCCCUGUACCCCUCUUCUCCCACUGAGAAUGGUACUGAGAACCAACCCAAGUUUGGAUCCAAAAGCACUUUAGAAGAAAAUGCCUAUGAAGAUAUUGUGGGAGAUCUGCCCAAGGAGAAUCCAUACGAGGAUGUGGACUUAAAGAGCCGAAGAGCAGGACGAAAAUCCCAGCAACUGUCUGAGAACUCCUUGGACUCUUUGCACAGGAUGUGGAGUCCUCAGGACAGGAAGUACAACAGCCCGCCCACACAGCUUUCCCUGAAACCCAACAGCCAGUCCCUGCGCAGUGGGAACUGGUCAGAAAGGAAGAGCCACCGGCUGCCACGAUUACCCAAGAGGCACAGCCAUGACGACAUGCUGCUGCUGGCUCAGCUGAGCCUGCCGUCCUCACCCUCCAGCCUCAAUGAAGACAGCCUCAGCACCACCAGCGAGCUGCUGUCCAGCCGCCGGGCCCGCCGCAUUCCCAAGCUUGUCCAAAGAAUUAACUCCAUCUACAAUGCCAAGAGAGGAAAGAAGAGAUUAAAAAAGUUGUCUAUGUCCAGCAUUGAAACAGCAUCACUGAGAGAUGAAAACAGUGAGAGCGAGAGCGACUCUGAUGACAGGUUCAAAGCCCACACACAGCGCCUGGUCCACAUCCAGUCGAUGCUGAAGCGCGCCCCCAGCUAUCGCACGCUGGAGCUGGAGCUGCUGGAGUGGCAGGAGCGGGAGCUUUUUGAGUACUUUGUGGUGGUGUCCCUCAAGAAGAAGCCAUCGCGAAACACCUACCUCCCCGAAGUCUCCUACCAGUUUCCCAAGCUGGACCGACCCACCAAGCAGAUGCGAGAGGCAGAGGAAAGGCUCAAAGCCAUUCCCCAGUUUUGCUUCCCUGAUGCCAAGGACUGGCUUCCUGUGUCAGAGUAUAGCAGUGAGACCUUUUCUUUCAUGCUGACUGGGGAAGAUGGCAGCAGACGCUUUGGCUACUGCAGGCGCUUACUGUUUGCUCUCUUAGAAUGGAGGUGGAUCAAGAAAGGGAGAAAAGAAGCAAAAAAAGGAAUGCCAAGUGGGAAAGGGCCCCGGUUGCCAGAGGUGUACUGUGUCAUCAGCCGCCUUGGCUGCUUCGGCUUGUUUUCCAAGGUCCUAGAUGAGGUGGAGCGCCGGCGUGGGAUCUCCGCUGCAUUGGUCUAUCCUUUCAUGAGAAGUCUCAUGGAGUCGCCCUUCCCAGCCCCAGGGAAGACCAUCAAAGUGAAGACAUUCCUGCCAGGUGCUGGCAAUGAGGUGUUAGAGCUGCGGCGGCCCAUGGACUCAAGGCUGGAGCACGUGGACUUUGAGUGCCUUUUUACCUGCCUCAGUGUGCGCCAGCUCAUCCGAAUCUUUGCCUCACUGCUGCUGGAGCGCCGGGUCAUUUUUGUGGCAGAUAAGCUCAGUACACUCUCCAGCUGCUCCCACGCGGUGGUGGCCUUGCUCUACCCCUUCUCCUGGCAGCACACCUUCAUUCCUGUCCUCCCGGCCUCCAUGAUUGACAUCGUCUGCUGUCCCACCCCCUUCCUGGUUGGCCUGCUCUCCAGCUCCCUCCCCAAAUUGAAGGAGCUGCCUGUGGAGGAGGCGCUGAUGGUGAAUCUGGGAUCUGACCGAUUCAUCCGACAGAUGGACGACGAGGACACGUUGUUACCUAGGAAGUUACAGGCAGCUCUGGAGCAGGCUCUGGAGAGGAAGAAUGAGCUGAUCUCCCAGGACUCUGACAGCGACUCCGACGAUGAAUGUAAUACCCUCAAUGGGCUGGUGUCGGAGGUGUUUAUCCGGUUCUUUGUGGAGACCGUUGGGCACUACUCCCUCUUUUUGACACAGAGUGAGAAGGGAGAGAGGGCCUUUCAGCGAGAGGCCUUCCGCAAAUCUGUGGCCUCCAAAAGCAUCCGCCGCUUUCUUGAGGUUUUUAUGGAGUCUCAGAUGUUUGCUGGCUUCAUCCAAGACAGGGAGCUAAGAAAGUGUCGGGCAAAGGGCCUUUUUGAGCAGCGAGUGGAGCAGUACUUAGAAGAACUCCCAGACACUGAGCAGAGUGGAAUGAAUAAGUUUCUCCGAGGUUUGGGCAACAAAAUGAAGUUUCUCCACAAGAAGAAUUAAGCCUCCUUCUCAGUAGCAGAGUCCAGUGCCUUGCAGAGCCUGAAGCCUGGGGAGAAGGCCCAGCCUGGGACCCUCUGGGCUGCUGUGGCUCCUCUGCCCCCACAGAUCCCAUCCUCCAAGCCAGCCCACCUCUGCCUUCAUCAUAUCCCAGGAUACUGUUUGUAAAUAAUCUGCUGUAAGCUUUCUUAACUGUUUUUUGUAACAAGCAAAGAGAAUAUGGCAAAUAUUUGUAUAUUCCCAAGGGGCCGGGUGCUUUCCUGUCCUGCCAGAGCAUGGAUGAAGUUUUGCUGGGUGCUCGUGACUGGCCAGUUUUGUGCAGCUGACUGUCUCAGCCAAACCACUGAUCUUCCCUGGAGGCCUUCGGCCUGCCUGCCUGCCUGAGGUCCCCGCUGCCAGUCUCGGGCCCUGGAGAGCAGAUGCUGUCUUGUUAUGUACAGGAGGACCUUUUAAAAAAAUCAAGUUUCUAUUUUUUUCUGGUAGUCCGCAUACCCAUACCCUCUGUUUUUGAAAGGCAAAGGCCAAUCAGUCCCCAUUUGUAGCAUGGCACCAGGGUCUUAGGCCUAGUCCUCUCAUUCCUCCCACCCUCCGAGGUGGUCAGUGUGUCAUGGGAAGCCCACCCCCAGCUCUGCCAGUGCUCUCUGGGCCUGGCUCCCAGUCACUGGUGGCCACGAUGCGGUACAGGGCAUCCCUCCUUCCCAUCUACGGGUGUUCUCAAUAAACAAUGUACAGUUGUUUGGGCCCAGA